UCGAAUGGCAAUGUGCGCCAUUUUGGAAGAAAAAAAAAUCACGGGGGUUUGCUAUGCCUCUGACUGUGAUUGUCGGCUCUUAAACCCCAUCGCAUGCCCCUUCUGGUGCUUUAAAACGCGAACGUAACAACACAAAUUAGGUUGGGAGAAAGACCUCCGGCGACGUUAGAUCUGGUGCAUCCAGGAAGAAGAGAUGGCUGGUGUUGGAGGUGGGAAUGACUUUCAGUGGUGUUUUUCCCAAGUGAAAGGUGCAAUUGACGAAGAUGUGGCGGAAGCUGACAUUAUAUCGACUGUUGAAUUCAACUAUUCUGGAGACCUUCUAGCGACGGGAGACAAGGGAGGCCGAGUAGUCAUAUUUCAACGGGAACAGGAGUGUAAAAAUCGGCCUCAUUCAAGAGGAGAGUACAGCGUUUACAGCACUUUUCAGAGUCACGAACCUGAGUUUGAUUAUUUGAAAAGUUUAGAAAUUGAGGAAAAAAUCAACAAAAUCAGGUGGUUGCCCCAACAAAAUGCGGCUCAUUUCCUGCUCUCAACAAACGAUAAAACGAUUAAACUUUGGAAAAUCGGUGAAAGGGACAAAAGAGCGGAAGGCUACAAUUUGAAAGACGAAGGCGGAAGGCCGCGAGAUCCUUUCCGAAUCACGUCAUUACGGGUUCCAGUGCUGUUGCCAAUGGACCUCAUGGUAGAAGCCAGUCCUCGGAGAAUAUUCGCAAACGCGCAUACGUAUCACAUUAACUCCAUUUCCGUAAAUAGUGAUCUUGAAACUUACAUUUCUGCGGAUGACCUAAGAAUAAACCUGUGGCACUUGGGAAUCACGGAUAGAAGUUUUAACAUUGUAGACAUCAAGCCAGCUAACAUGGAGGAGCUCAUAGAGGUGAUCACUGCGGCGGAGUGUCACCCGCACCAGUGCAACGUGUUCGUGUACAGCAGCAGCAAGGGCACCAUACGGCUGUGCGACAUGAGAGCAGCUGCCCUGUGCGACAGGCACACCAAAUUCUUUGAGGAGCCAGAAGACCCAAGUGGCAGGUCAUUCUUCUCUGAAAUCAUCUCCUCGAUAUCCGACGUGAAGUUCAGUCAGAGCGGCCGAUACAUGAUGACGAGGGACUAUCUCUCUGUGAAGGUGUGGGACCUGAACAUGGAGAACAGACCGGUGGAGACCUACCAGGUGCAUGAGUACCUUCGAAGCAAGCUGUGCUCUUUGUAUGAAAACGACUGCCUGUUUGACAAGUUUGAGUGUUGCUGGAACGGUACGGACAGCGGCAUCAUGACGGGCUCCUACAACAACUUCUUCCGGAUGUUCGAGCGGAGCAGCAGGAAGGACGUGACGCUGGAGGCCUGCAGGGAGAGCAGCAAGCCCCGCGCCCUGCUCAAGCCCCGCAGGGUCUGCACCGGCGGCAAGCGCAAGAAGGACGAGAUCAGCGUGGACAGCCUGGACUUCAACCGGAAGAUCCUCCACACCGCCUGGCACCCCAACGACAACAUCAUCGCCGUUGCCGCCACCAACAACCUGUACAUAUUCCAGGACAAAAUCAACUGAAAGCCUUUUCUUUUUUUUUUCCUUUCAGCCAGAGGGUGGAAGGGCGGAGUCUCAUUCUUGCAUAGUGGCGCCUAGUUGUUUAUUUGUAAGAGAAAUGGCCUUCUUAUCCUCUUAGUGAAGACUUUUGAUGCACUCAUCUCCUCGUCUAGUCAAGGAGAAAUGUCGGCUGCUUAAUUAUUAUUUUGGGGUUUUGUUUUUGCUCAGAAGAGUGAAUUGGGAAGAGUCAGAGGCGUAUGAGUCAGGAGAGGACCCUGCGGAAUCAGAGUUGACCGGCAGCACUUGACGUCAUGCUCAGGAGUCAGUUUGAUUUUGAGUCUUUAUUUUUUCGAUCGAAUCGCCAAACUGGGACACCUAAGGACCAAUAUUUUUUGUCAAUCGCCUCCUUGUGACAAUAGCCGUGGUCCUAAAUAAAACGGGGAAAUAUGUGUGAUAAAGCAUGUUAACAUUCCUCCACUGGCACAGUUUUGCAGGCCAAUAUGUUUUUACUUCUGGAGCACUUACCAGUUUUCUUUGGCCAGUGGACAAAUCUUUUUGUUUUGUUUCCCCCCCCUUCUUGUUCACAGUAACACACACACACACACGCGCACACGCACACUGACUGCCUUCAUAAAGCACUGUCUGAUGUAAUUUAAUAAAAGUAACGAACACUCCAUAUGUUUUUA
Molecule: messenger RNA, 2199 nt
Organism: Conger conger (European conger)
Lineage: Eukaryota; Metazoa; Chordata; Actinopteri; Anguilliformes; Congridae
Product: serine/threonine-protein phosphatase 2A 55 kDa regulatory subunit B delta isoform-like
Exons: 10
Coding region: 194-1537 (447 amino acids)
Biological process (GO): peptidyl-serine dephosphorylation
Cellular component (GO): cytosol; protein phosphatase type 2A complex
Molecular function (GO): protein binding; protein phosphatase regulator activity
Source: RefSeq, a predicted model, not a curated record